Messenger RNA from Salvia miltiorrhiza (redroot sage), 972 nucleotides. RefSeq names its product mediator of RNA polymerase II transcription subunit 9. Bases 189 to 710 code for a protein of 173 amino acids. The record is from RefSeq and is a predicted model, not a curated record. Gene Ontology annotation, molecular function: transcription coregulator activity. Gene Ontology annotation, cellular component: mediator complex. Lineage: Eukaryota; Viridiplantae; Streptophyta; Magnoliopsida; Lamiales; Lamiaceae. The transcript has 5 exons. Gene Ontology annotation, biological process: regulation of transcription by RNA polymerase II.
CUUUACCAUUGCUGAUGCGACACGUGUCCAUGAACCAGUGCCUCGCCUUUGGGCCAACGUGGACCUCACAAAAUAAAACAAAAGCCCAAAUGUCAAAAUGCGAUUAGGCCCACAAAGAGGGGCAGACGACACCGUUUAGAUCUUCUCUCUUUGGAGAAGAAACUUCUGAAGCGGAGAAGAAAAGAAAUAUGGAGCAUUUCGGGGGAGGAGGGAACUGGGCAAUGAUCCCCAACAUCCAGUCCCACAGUAAUCCCGCUACUCCUUCCAAUCAGGACCAUCUAUUCCUCCAGCAACAGCAAUUCAAUCAACAACAACAGUUUCAGCAGCAAUUCAACCACCACCAGCAGCCGCCGCUGCGUUUCCAACAGCAACCGCAACAACAAACGACGCCGCCACCGCCGCCGCAGCAGCCACAACAGUCUCUCGCCUCUCAUUUUCACCUGCUCCAUCUGGUGGAGAAUCUAGCUGAUGUAACUGAAAACGGGACGAGGGAUCAGCAAACUGAUGCACUGGUUGCUGAGUUGAACACUCAGUUUGAGAAAUGCCAGCAGCUUCUGAACUCCAUUGCCGGUACAAUCAAAACCAAAUCAACUACAGUUGAAGAACAAAAGCGCAAACUAGAGGAAACUGAGAACCUUCUGUGCAAACGAAGGGAACUCAUUUCAGAGUACAGGAAUUCGGUUGAGGAGAUCAUCAAUUCUCAGAUAUGAGUUCUUCUGUGUGGGAAGGAUCUCUUGUUGUCAUGCAUUUCUUGACUGGAGAUUUGAUGGGUUUUCACUUUUUUUGAGUUUCAUAUAUUGAGUGCCUAAGAAAAUUGUUGAUGGCGCUUGUGUAUAUGUUUAACCUGUAAAAUUUGAGGUAUUUCUUGGUUCUUUUCUUGAAGGGGAUAAAUUGUGGGUCCAUAACUAUGUCUGAUUCGUCUGAAUAACUAAAUCUUGUAUAUAUUGAUGUGGAAUUCUAAUGUGGUCAAAA